AUGACGCCCAACAUUUCAGAGAACCAGUUUCUUCGCGCUCCAAGCGAUCAGGAGUUCGAGCCCGUUUAUCGUGAACCCUCCUAUUACAACCCUCUAGAUACGUUCCGACUACCCAGUGGACAAGACCGACACUACCAGCAACAAUAUGGCGACAUGUAUUUCUUGCGACUGGCCAAGUUGAAGCCCGCCGUCGAAGAAAUUGCCGUGGAGGCGUGGGAAGGAUUUAGCAUCGCGGGAGAAAAUGCACGUCGUGUGGAAAGAGUGCUAGAUGUACGACAGGGAGAGCUCUGCUGGGUUGCAGGAACCAUUUACAUGGAUAUGCCACUGAAGCCCAAUAUUUUGGACGAUUUGACCAAGGAGAACUACACUCUCGCCCCUCCUCCUCGCCCGACCUAUCAAGACCCUGCCCACCCCGAAUUGACACAAAUCAUGUUGGAAGAUGAAUCCGGACGACUACGCCUGACGGGCAAUUCGCUCAGCUCUACACAGCUUGCGACCGGCGCUAUCAUUGCGGUCCUGGGAACGGAGAAUGCCAAUGGUGACUUCGAGGUCAUUGACAUCAAGGUGCCUGAUUUGCCUCGACAGCCUCCUCGCUGGGAGAGGGAUGAGGUGGAUUCGACACAGAAAGAGUCUAGCAAGGGCAAAAUUGCAUUCGUUAGCGGCCUCAGCAUCACAGGCACAUCGAGUGAUACCCUCGCAUUAGAACUCUUGACGGACUAUCUCCUGGGCUAUGCAGGGAACUUCUCGACGGAGCAGGAUGAUAACUCGCCACCGAAACCCUCUGCGAUCACGAGACUGGUCAUUGCUGGAAACUCGAUCGGUACUAAUAUGACUACCGAUGCUAGUGCCGAAGAUGAAGCCGCUGCGAAGAAGAAAGCGGGCACCAAGAAGUACGGAUACGACGCUUCCGCAUACAACGCAUCGCCAAUCACGCAGCUAGACUCCUUCCUGGCAGAGAUUUUACCCAGCAUACCUGUUACUCUGAUGCCCGGUGAUACCGAUCCCGCCAAUUUCUCUCUCCCACAGCAAGGCAUCCACCGUGCCAUGUUCCCACGAGCCAGAGCAUACUGCGCUCCACCCCCGGCCGGAGACGAGAAGCAGGAACCCGGCUGGUUUGACAGUGUGACGAAUCCAUGGGAAGGCGAUGUUGAAGGGUGGCGUCUGUGGGGCAGCAGCGGUCAAAAUGUGGAUGACGUCCUUCGCUAUCUGAAUUUCUCAGAUCGUGAAGGAAAGGUCGCCUCUACAGAUGGUGAUGUUGAGGCCCGGGUGCGGAUAAUGGAGGCCAUGUUGCGUUGGAGGUGUGGAGUCCCAACCGCGCCUGACACCAUAUGGUCGUAUCCUUUCCAAACAGAUGAUCCUUUUGUUAUCGAAACCUGUCCCCAUAUCUUCUUUGCCGGCAACCAACCGCGCUUCAAGACCGCGGUCAUUGAGGGCGAUAUGCCCCUGAAACUAAACGGCGCAGACACAAAAAUGACAGGCACCGAGGACGAUAUUUCCGGGCCGCGGGUUCGUCUUCUAUCGAUCCCCAAAUUCAGAGAGACUGGCGAGCUAGUCUUGGUUGAUAUCGAUACACUAGAAGUUGAAGUGGUCAAGUUUGGAGCGUUCGCCGGCCAACAAGAAAAACAAUGA
Messenger RNA from Aspergillus aculeatus ATCC 16872, 1629 nucleotides. Its product is annotated as DNA-directed DNA polymerase delta subunit POL31. Gene Ontology annotation, cellular component: delta DNA polymerase complex. Lineage: Eukaryota; Fungi; Ascomycota; Eurotiomycetes; Eurotiales; Aspergillaceae. Gene Ontology annotation, biological process: DNA strand elongation involved in DNA replication; DNA replication. Bases 1 to 1629 code for a protein of 542 amino acids. Gene Ontology annotation, molecular function: DNA binding. The record is from RefSeq and is a predicted model, not a curated record. The transcript is spliced from 5 exons.